Messenger RNA from Taeniopygia guttata (zebra finch), 327 nucleotides. Lineage: Eukaryota; Metazoa; Chordata; Aves; Passeriformes; Estrildidae. The record is from RefSeq and is a predicted model, not a curated record.
AUGUUAAAAGGUUUAAAGAUCAUCAAUUCCACCGUGCACAUCGACCACGGAGUCUUCACUGCCCCAUCAGAGCUGACAUCCGCUCAACGCAGACAGCCAGAGAAGAACCGAGCAGACAUUGGGUUCAACGAUGGGGAAAAGGACUCUGGCCUGAAGGCAGAUGGGCAUUACCUUAUUCUGGAAAUGGUAACACACUGGAAUGCUGUAGACCAGGUGGUCAACAGGGAGAUGGCAUUUCAUUGCAAUGUCUAUGACCUGGAUUUUGGAGGUGAUGGCAAGUUAGAUUCACUUUGUGAAGAAGCCAGAAAAGCAGUGUUAAAUUCUUAA